Messenger RNA from Colletotrichum gloeosporioides, 1035 nucleotides. RefSeq names its product Vegetative incompatibility protein HET-E-1. The coding region runs from base 1 to 1035 and encodes 344 amino acids. The transcript has 2 exons. Lineage: Eukaryota; Fungi; Ascomycota; Sordariomycetes; Glomerellales; Glomerellaceae. The record is from RefSeq and is a predicted model, not a curated record.
AUGAGACUCAUCAACGUUGAGACGCUUGAGCUGGAGGAGUUCUUUGACGAGGACACGCCGGAAUUCGCGAUUCUCUCCCAUACCUGGGGAAAGGAAGAGGUUUCGUUCCAAGAUCUUUGUUGGGUACAUGACUACGAGAAGAACCGAAUGAUCUAUGCAUCUCUGGGAGAUCUCAUGUCACAGAUCGGUCAUAACAUGACAAACAAGGCCAUAGCCAUAAGACAAAGAGCUGGGUUCGACAAGAUCGUCCAAAGUGCUCGUCUUGCGAAGGAAAGCGAGCUCAACUAUGUAUGGAUCGACACCUGCUGCAUCGAUAAGGCGAGCAGUGCUGAGCUUUCAGAGGCCAUUAAUUCGAUGUUUCGCUGGUAUCAGAGGUCCGCCGUCUGCUUCGCGUUCUUGUCAGAUGUGGACCUGCGAGGUGAGAGCUAUGGAGGAGUCCGGUUUGAAGUCAGUCGUUGGUUCACACGCGGUUGGACCCUUCAAGAACUCCUGGCGCCAUCGUUGGUUAUCUUUUACGAUCGACACUGGAAUGCGAUGGACACCCUAACUUCAUCAGUGGCCCGAAUUGCGGGUAUUACCGGCAUUCCAGGUGACGCCUUGGUAAAAACGGACUGCCUCGAUAGGUACUCCUAUGCCGACAGAAUGAGUUGGGCAAGCAAGAGGAAAACAUCGCGCAAAGAGGACAUGGCAUAUUGCCUGAUGGGCUUGUUCGAAGUCAACAUGCCUCUUCUUUAUGGUGAGGGAGAAAAGGCCUUCAUACGGCUACAAACAGAGAUCAUGAAAGAGCAUGGGGGUCAAAGUCUAUUGGCAUGGGGUUACAACAGAUCCGUGACUGAGCGUGGCUCCUUCUUCGCUCCUUCGCUGGCCCUCAUGGGAAGUGGCAAGAUGAUAGAAUACGAUUUGUCUGGAACUGCCCCUUUCGACCUGAGCAACAAGCGCCUCGAAAUAUUCCUAGACGUCUUGAAAGUCCCAAUAGCUGGCUUGCCUGGUUACUACUACGCGCUUUGGGACGUCUCGAGGACAACGGACAGCUAA